UGUAUCGCAUCAAAUUCAACGAGACCUACGCGGAGAUGAACAAAGGCACCAACGAGUGGAAGACUGUCCUGGGGGCAGUGUUUUUCUUUUUGGGUGUCACUGGCCUCAUCCUCAUCUGGCAGAAACAUUUUAUGUACGGCCCCAUCCCACACACCUUCUCUGAAGAGUGGGUGGCCAUGCAGACCAAGAGGAUGUUGGACAUGAGGAUGAACCCCGUGGAGGGCAUCUCUGCCCAGUGGGAUUACGAGAAGAACGAGUGGAAGAAGUGAAAGGAACUCAGUGGAACCUGCUCUGCUUGAAUAGGAAGUGAUUCCAUCAGCCCUGUGUGACCUCGUUGCUCGUGUACUGGAACAACCUCUCCACCUACAUAGAUGCUAAUAAACGUCUGGUUAACUUGAAAA
Molecule: messenger RNA, 401 nt
Organism: Merops nubicus (carmine bee-eater)
Lineage: Eukaryota; Metazoa; Chordata; Aves; Coraciiformes; Meropidae
Product: cytochrome c oxidase subunit 4 isoform 1, mitochondrial-like
Exons: 2
Biological process (GO): mitochondrial electron transport, cytochrome c to oxygen
Source: RefSeq, a predicted model, not a curated record